This is a messenger RNA of Vanessa tameamea, 1301 nucleotides long. RefSeq lists its product as uncharacterized. The coding region runs from base 133 to 660 and encodes 175 amino acids. The transcript is spliced from 7 exons. Lineage: Eukaryota; Metazoa; Arthropoda; Insecta; Lepidoptera; Nymphalidae. The record is from RefSeq and is a predicted model, not a curated record.
UCAGUACGCGACCGCGGUGGUGAGUCCACGUCCUGUCGCCCCAAACUCGCAAAUAAUUACGAUAAAAAGAACUAGUAACAAUACUAUGCAAUGUGAUUCAGAUAUUUUUGCAGCUUCAUCAUUGAAUCAAAGAUGAAAGCGUGGUCAGCCCACGAGCAAGAUACGACGCUGUCUUGCUGCAGAACUUUGCACGUGAAGCACGCAGCCUACGCGAGUGCCCUGUACACAUUAAAUAUAUCAAUCCUGGUGGUGCUUUUAUACAGUUGGAGGAUUGGUGUUAACGCCAAACGAUACAAAGAACUUGACGAUGUCUAUUACGGUGUUCAGAUAGCGUAUUUUGCAAUCAUUGGAACACAAAUGUUUAUGAUUGUGCUCAGCAUAUUCCUAUUUUACGGAAUUUAUAAAGAAAACGUCGCCUUUCUCGUUCCAUGGGUAGUGGGCUGCAUGACCUUCAUGGCUUUGGAGGCGAUGGCAAUGGUGUACUCUAACAUACUACGGGAUCACGUCAAUAAACAAUUCGACGCGAUGUGCAAAGCGGAAAUAUCAUUCUUAAUACCGAGAAUUCUUCUGAAUUGUCUAUGUAUAUGGUGCGUGUUGCGAUUAUAUCAUCUCCUAAGAGCCGGUAUCACGUGGAAAGGUUCCGCGGCUAUCGAGCUGUGACUAAUGCGUCAACCAGACGUCCGAAUAGACUCGCCUAGCCGCCCCCUUCCCUGUGAAACAAGUCUCCUUCUCGGCGGGGCGGAAAGCGACACUGACGCGAGUUUGCACUCACUAUGACACAAAUGAGUUCUUACAGUUAGUGUGAAUUUUGCUCGUAAUUAUGUGUUAUAUCCGGACUUCUGAUAUUGACAAAUUAAAUCGUACAAAUGAUUGUUAUACUAUAUUUAUGCAAUAUUCGAAUGAAUAUAAUUACUAAUUUAAAUACAAAUAUCCCGUUAAUAUAAAUUUCUAUAAAAAAGUGUAUUGUUCUAUUUUAUAAUAAAACAUAUAUUUUAUUUUAAAUGAUUUAAUUAUAUUAAAAAAUACAUAAUUUUAUUUAAGAUAAAUUGUAAUAUAUCAAAAUGUAAAUAUGGUACAUAGCAGAAAAAUGUUCAAAUGAAUAACUGUAGUAAAAUUUUAAAGCGAAUCAAAAUAUCACAAGGACGUAAAGUGAGUCAGUACAUGAUACUGAUAUGAUGCUUGUUAUUUAUAUUAUAUGUAAAUACAAAGUUAGUUGAAGUUAUAUUUGUGUAUAUAAAUUAGACUAUAGUAUCGUGACAUGACAAUGUAAUAUUGUAAACUUCAGCUUUAUUUUGUUAUGA